Molecule: messenger RNA, 2970 nt
Organism: Lepisosteus oculatus (spotted gar)
Lineage: Eukaryota; Metazoa; Chordata; Actinopteri; Semionotiformes; Lepisosteidae
Gene: kl
Product: klotho
Biological process (GO): carbohydrate metabolic process; fibroblast growth factor receptor signaling pathway
Molecular function (GO): fibroblast growth factor receptor binding; hydrolase activity, hydrolyzing O-glycosyl compounds; fibroblast growth factor binding
Source: RefSeq, a predicted model, not a curated record
GGUAAACUGCCAUUCAAGUACAUGACAGUUCGUCCUGCGGCUUGAACGAGUGCGUAAGAAAGCAAGCCACACGCCUGGUCUUACCUAGAUGAUCACCUCUUCUUUGAAUAUAAAGAAAUAACUGUCUAUCUCUUGACAAAAUACCGAAGGCCAUUAAGUAUGAAGUUAAGUUUUUUGCACUGUCUUGUCCUUUCUUUCGAAGUCCUGAGAGUCGCUGGAGGUCCAGGCGCCGGACAAAACACCUGGGAAAGGUUUAACAAACUCCCCUUUCCAGAGGAUGAAGCCUUUCUUUAUAGCACCUUUCCAGAGGGUUUCAUGUGGUCCGUUGGAAGCGCAGCUUAUCAGAGCGAGGGGGCUUUUGAAAAAGACGGCAAAGGUCUGUCCGUGUGGGACACUUUCACCCGGGGUGGCAACAGGAUAGCUACAGGAGACGUGGGCAGUGACAGUUACCACAACAUCCACGGAGACAUUCGUGCCCUCCAAAAACUGGGGGUUUCGCACUACAGAUUUUCGUUUUCCUGGCCACGUAUAUUCCCCAAUGGGACUCGCAGCAGCUUUAAUGAAGCCGGGGUGAGUUACUACAGAAACCUUAUUCAAAGACUGAAGGAAAUAGGAGUUCAGCCAAUUGUUACACUGUACCACUGGGACCUUCCGGAGAGUUUACAACGUACUUACCAAGGAUGGAUCAAUCCGGUUGUAGUGGACUUUUUUAAAGAUUUCGCCGAUUUUUGCUUCAGAGAAUUCGGGGACGAUGUUAAAUAUUGGAUCACUAUAGACAAUCCUUUCGUUGUGGCUUGGCACGGAUAUGGCACCGGUUUGGUUGCUCCUGGCAUGAAAGGUGAUCCAGGGCUGCCUUUCAGAGUGGGUCAUAACCUCCUGAAGGCACAUGCUGCUGUCUGGCACCUUUAUGAUGAGCAGUACAGGCCGAAACAGGGCGGCCAGAUCUCCAUCGCUCUGGCCUCCCACUGGAUAAGACCCAUCAAGACCCGAAGAGAGAGUAUCCAGGCCUGCCAGUGCUCUCUCAACUUUGUCCUGGGCUGGUUCGCCAAGCCCAUCUUCACAGACGGCGACUACCCGCUGUGCAUGAAGAGCAACCUGUCCUCCAGGCUGCCCUCUUUCACCGAAGAAGAGAAGCGCGCCAUAAACGGCACCGCGGAUUUCUUCGCCCUCUCUUUCGGACCCGUUCUGAGCUUCCAUCUGAUUAACGAGAGCCUCAAGUUCGGGCAGACAGAGGAUCUCGACCUGCGCAGGCUGCUCUAUUGGAUAAAGGCUGAGUACGACAACCCCAGGAUCUUCAUCGUGGAGAAUGGCUGGUUUGUUAAUGGCAACACCAAGACGGAGGACCCCAAACACAUGUACUACCUGAAAAGGUUUAUCAUGGAGACCCUAAAAUCAAUAACGUAUGACAACGUUCGAGUGAUGGGCUACACUGCCUGGUCUCUGGUAGAUGGCUUUGAGUGGUCCAGGGAGUAUGGCAUUCGCCGGGGUUUAUUCUAUGUGGAUUUUGACAGCCCAAAUUUGAAAAGAGAGCCCAAGACCUCAGCCUUAUUCUACCAGAAACUGAUUGAGAAAAAUGGCUUCCCUCUGCUGCCGGAGAACAUGCCUGCCACAGGAGUUUUUCCCUGCAACUUUGCCUGGGGUGUAGCUGCCAACUCCAUACAGGUGGAGGUGACCCCCUCUCAGUUCAUUGAUCCUAAUGUUUAUAUCUGGAAUGUAUCAGGGAAUGGGGAGUUGAAGAAGCUAAGCGAGGCCAGGGUGUCAUCCCGUCGCAAAACACACUGUUCAGACUAUGCAGCUAUCCGGUACCAGGUCUCUCAGAUACGCAGGAUGCAUGUCUCUCACUUCCACUUCUUCCUCAACUGGUCAUCCAUCCUCCCCACGGGCAAAGUGUCCGAGGCCAACACAACCCUCCUGGGCUAUUAUAAGUGCUUUGCCGCUGAGCUCCUCCAAGGAAAUGUGACUCCUGUUGUCACUUUGUGGCACCGUACUGCAAAGCACUCUGGGUUGCCUGCCUCAAUGGAUGCCAAGAAAGGGUGGCAGAGCAUGGAGACAGUGCUUGCCUUUGUCAAAUACGCCAGGCUAUGUUUUAAACAUCUAGGGGAUCAUGUUAAGAUGUGGAUCACCCUGAACGAGCCCAACAUGGGAAACCCUGAAUACAUGGUUGGCCAUCAUCUCUUGAAGGCCCAUGCCCUGGCUUGGCACGUGUACGACAAAGAGUUUCGGGAAGCCCAGAAGGGGCAGGUGUCCCUCACUUUGCAUAUGGACUGGGUGGAGCCGGCCUAUUCCUUCUCCCGGGAUGACGUAGAGCCAGCCAUCAGGGUCCUGGAUUUCCGCAUUGGCUGGUUUGCAGAGCCCAUAUUUGGGGACGGGGAUUACCCAGAGGGAAUGAGGAAAUGGCUCCAGCAGCGCAAUACCCUAGACUUGUUCGGCUACCACCUCCCUGUUUUCAGUGAGAAAGACAAGAAGCUUGUGAGAGGGACCUAUGACUUCUUUGCCUUAAGCCAUUUCACCACCACGCUGGUCUUUGAAAGGGUGGAGGAGAAGUUACAUUAUGACGACAAGCUCGAGGUGCACUACUUACUGGACAAUACCUGGGUGAGGUCUCGGGGGAGAGUUCCUGUAGUGCCCUGGGGCCUGCGGAAGGUGUUGAACUGGGUGAAGACCAAGUAUAAAAACGUGCCCAUCUACAUCAUGGCCAACGGAGUGGAUGAGGAUCAGGCCCGGCUGCAAGAUAACCUCCGCAUUUACUACAUCUACAACUACAUCAACGAAGCGCUCAAGGCUCACCUGCUGGACGGGGUGAACCUCCAAGGUUACUUUGCCUACGCCUUCAAUGAUCAAAGUGACCCUGGCUUCGGAUUGUACGGGGUCGUCCACGAUGAGCUCGUCGUGAAAUCGUCCCUCAUGCCGGUGGGGAAGCUGAAGCCUAUACCGGCAAGCAACCUUCGCAAGGCAGGGGGAACGGUCUAG